CUGGUGGUUGGCAACUCACUUGUGUUAUCGACGGGGUCGACGAGGCCUAGGGAGAGCACCCGAGGGUCCAUGGCCGCUGCCAGCAAGCGUGUGUUGACCCGACUCAAAACACAUAUGUCUCACGGGUGUGCGCUGGAGCUGGUGGUUGGCAACUCACUUGUGUUAUCGACGGGGUCGACGAGGCCUAGGGAGAGCACCCGAGGGUCCAUGGCCGCUGCCAGCAAGCGUGUGUUGACCCGACUCAAAACACAUAUGUCUCACGGGUGUGCGCUGGAGCUGGUGGUUGGCAACUCACUUGUGUUAUCGACGGGGUCGACGAGGCCUAGGGAGAGCACCCGAGGGUCCAUGGCCGCUGCCAGCAAGCGUGUGUUGACCCGACUCAAAACACAUAUGUCUCACGGGUGUGCGCUGGAGCUGGUGGUUGGCAGCUCACUUGUGUUAUCGACGGGGUCGACGAGGCCUAGGGAGAGCACCCGAGGGUCCAUGGCCGCUGCCAGCAAGCGUGUGUUGACCCGACUCAAAACACAUAUGUCUCACGGGUGUGCGCUGGAGCUGGUGGUUGGCAACUCACUUGUGUUAUCGACGGGGUCGACGAGGCCUAGGGAGAGCACCCGAGGGUCCAUGGCCGCUGCCAGCAAGCGUGUGUUGACCCGACUCAAAACACAUAUGUCUCACGGGUGUGCGCUGGAGCUGGUGGUUGGCAACUCACUUGUGUUAUCGACGGGGUCGAGAGGCCUAGGGAGAGCACCCGAGGCUGGUGGUUGGCAACUCACUUGUGUUAUCGACGGGGUCGAGAGGCCUAGGGAGAGCACCCGAGGGUCCAUGGCCGCUGCCAGCAAGCGUGUGUUGACCCGACUCAAAACACAUAUGUCUCACGGGUGUGCGCUGGAGCUGGUGGUUGGCAACUCACUUGUGUUAUCGACGGGGUCGACGAGGCCUAGGGAGAGCACCCGAGGGUCCAUGGCCGCUGCCAGCAAGCGUGUGUUGACCCGACUCAAAACACAUAUGUCUCACGGGUGUGCGCUGGAGCUGGUGGUUGGCAACUCACUUGUGUUAUCGACGGGGUCGACGAGGCCUAGGGAGAGCACCCGAGGGUCCAUGGCCGCUGCCAGCAAGCGUGUGUUGACCCGACUCAAAACACAUAUGUCUCACGGGUGUGCGCUGGAGCUGGUGGUUGGCAGCUCACUUGUGUUAUCGACGGGGUCGACGAGGCCUAGGGAGAGCACCCGAGGGUCCAUGGCCGCUGCCAGCAAGCGUGUGUUGACCCGACUCAAAACACAUAUGUCUCACGGGUGUGCGCUGGAGCUGGUGGUUGGCAGCUCACUUGUGUUAUCGACGGGGUCGACGAGGCCUAGGGAGAGCACCCGAGGGUCCAUGGCCGCUGCCAGCAAGCGUGUGUUGACCCGACUCAAAACACAUAUGUCUCACGGGUGUGCGCUGGAGCUGGUGGUUGGCAACUCACUUGUGUUAUCGACGGGGUCGACGAGGCCUAGGGAGAGCACCCGAGGGUCCAUGGCCGCUGCCAGCAAGCGUGUGUUGACCCGACUCAAAACACAUAUGUCUCACGGGUGUGCGCUGGAGCUGGUGGUUGGCAGCUCACUUGUGUUAUCGACGGGGUCGACGAGGCCUAGGGAGAGCACCCGAGGGUCCAUGGCCGCUGCCAGCAAGCGUGUGUUGACCCGACUCAAAACACAUAUGUCUCACGGGUGUGCGCUGGAGCUGGUGGUUGGCAACUCACUUGUGUUAUCGACGGGGUCGACGAGGCCUAGGGAGAGCACCCGAGGGUCCAUGGCCGCUGCCAGCAAGCGUGUGUUGACCCGACUCAAAACACAUAUGUCUCACGGGUGUGCGCUGGAGCUGGUGCUGGUGGUUGGCAACUCACUUGUGUUAUCGACGGGGUCGACGAGGCCUAGGGAGAGCACCCGAGGGUCCAUGGCCGCUGCCAGCAAGCGUGUGUUGACCCGACUCAAAACACAUAUGUCUCACGGGUGUGCGCUGGAGCUGGUGGUUGGCAACUCACUUGUGUUAUCGACGGGGUCGACGAGGCCUAGGGAGAGCACCCGAGGGUCCAUGGCCGCUGCCAGCAAGCGUGUGUUGACCCGACUCAAAACACAUAUGUCUCACGGGUGUGCGCUGGAGCUGGUGGUUGGCAACUCACUUGUGUUAUCGACGGGGUCGACGAGGCCUAGGGAGAGCACCCGAGGGUCCAUGGCCGCUGCCAGCAAGCGUGUGUUGACCCGACUCAAAACACAUAUGUCUCACGGGUGUGCGCUGGAGCUGGUGGUUGGCAACUCACUUGUGUUAUCGACGGGGUCGACGAGGCCUAGGGAGAGCACCCGAGGGUCCAUGGCCGCUGCCAGCAAGCGUGUGUUGACCCGACUCAAAACACAUAUGUCUCACGGGUGUGCGCUGGAGCUGGUGGUUGGCAGCUCACUUGUGUUAUCGACGGGGUCGACGAGGCCUAGGGAGAGCACCCGAGGGUCCAUGGCCGCUGCCAGCAAGCGUGUGUUGACCCGACUCAAAACACAUAUGUCUCACGGGUGUGCGCUGGAGCUGGUGGUUGGCAACUCACUUGUGUUAUCGACGGGGUCGACGAGGCCUAGGGAGAGCACCCGAGGGUCCAUGGCCGCUGCCAGCAAGCGUGUGUUGACCCGACUCAAAACACAUAUGUCUCACGGGUGUGCGCUGGAGCUGGUGCUGGUGGUUGGCAACUCACUUGUGUUAUCGACGGGGUCGACGAGGCCUAGGGAGAGCACCCGAGGGUCCAUGGCCGCUGCCAGCAAGCGUGUGUUGACCCGACUCAAAACACAUAUGUCUCACGGGUGUGCGCUGGAGCUGGUGGUUGGCAACUCACUUGUGUUAUCGACGGGGUCGACGAGGCCUAGGGAGAGCACCCGAGGGUCCAUGGCCGCUGCCAGCAAGCGUGUGUUGACCCGACUCAAAACACAUAUGUCUCACGGGUGUGCGCUGGAGCUGGUGGUUGGCAACUCACUUGUGUUAUCGACGGGGUCGACGAGGCCUAGGGAGAGCACCCGAGGGUCCAUGGCCGCUGCCAGCAAGCGUGUGUUGACCCGACUCAAAACACAUAUGUCUCACGGGUGUGCGCUGGAGCUGGUGGUUGGCAACUCACUUGUGUUAUCGACGGGGUCGACGAGGCCUAGGGAGAGCACCCGAGGGUCCAUGGCCGCUGCCAGCAAGCGUGUGUUGACCCGACUCAAAACACAUAUGUCUCACGGGUGUGCGCUGGAGCUGGUGGUUGGCAACUCACUUGUGUUAUCGACGGGGUCGACGAGGCCUAGGGAGAGCACCCGAGGGUCCAUGGCCGCUGCCAGCAAGCGUGUGUUGACCCGACUCAAAACACAUAUGUCUCACGGGUGUGCGCUGGAGCUGGUGGUUGGCAGCUCACUUGUGUUAUCGACGGGGUCGACGAGGCCUAGGGAGAGCACCCGAGGGUCCAUGGCCGCUGCCAGCAAGCGUGUGUUGACCCGACUCAAAACACAUAUGUCUCACGGGUGUGCGCUGGAGCUGGUGGUUGGCAACUCACUUGUGUUAUCGACGGGGUCGACGAGGCCUAGGGAGAGCACCCGAGGGCCUAGGGAGAGCACCCGAGGGUCCAUGGCCGCUGCCAGCAAGCGUGUGUUGACCCGACUCAAAACACAUAUGUCUCACGGGUGUGCGCUGGAGCUGGUGGUUGGCAACUCACUUGUGUUAUCGACGGGGUCGACGAGGCCUAGGGAGAGCACCCGAGGGUCCAUGGCCGCUGCCAGCAAGCGUGUGUUGACCCGACUCAAAACACAUAUGUCUCACGGGUGUGCGCUGGAGCUGGUGGUUGGCAACUCACUUGUGUUAUCGACGGGGUCGACGAGGCCUAGGGAGAGCACCCGAGGGUCCAUGGCCGCUGCCAGCAAGCGUGUGUUGACCCGACUCAAAACACAUAUGUCUCACGGGUGUGCGCUGGAGCUGGUGGUUGGCAACUCACUUGUGUUAUCGACGGGGUCGACGAGGCCUAGGGAGAGCACCCGAGGGUCCAUGGCCGCUGCCAGCAAGCGUGUGUUGACCCGACUCAAAACACAUAUGUCUCACGGGUGUGCGCUGGAGCUGGUGGUUGGCAACUCACUUGUGUUAUCGACGGGGUCGACGAGGCCUAGGGAGAGCACCCGAGGGUCCAUGGCCGCUGCCAGCAAGCGUGUGUUGACCCGACUCAAAACACAUAUGUCUCACGGGUGUGCGCUGGAGCUGGUGGUUGGCAGCUCACUUGUGUUAUCGACGGGGUCGACGAGGCCUAGGGAGAGCACCCGAGGGUCCAUGGCCGCUGCCAGCAAGCGUGUGUUGACCCGACUCAAAACACAUAUGUCUCACGGGUGUGCGCUGGAGCUGGUGGUUGGCAACUCACUUGUGUUAUCGACGGGGUCGACGAGGCCUAGGGAGAGCACCCGAGGGCCUAGGGAGAGCACCCGAGGGUCCAUGGCCGCUGCCAGCAAGCGUGUGUUGACCCGACUCAAAACACAUAUGUCUCACGGGUGUGCGCUGGAGCUGGUGGUUGGCAACUCACUUGUGUUAUCGACGGGGUCGACGAGGCCUAGGGAGAGCACCCGAGGGUCCAUGGCCGCUGCCAGCAAGCGUGUGUUGACCCGACUCAAAACACAUAUGUCUCACGGGUGUGCGCUGGAGCUGGUGGUUGGCAACUCACUUGUGUUAUCGACGGGGUCGACGAGGCCUAGGGAGAGCACCCGAGGGUCCAUGGCCGCUGCCAGCAAGCGUGUGUUGACCCGACUCAAAACACAUAUGUCUCACGGGUGUGCGCUGGAGCUGGUGGUUGGCAACUCACUUGUGUUAUCGACGGGGUCGACGAGGCCUAGGGAGAGCACCCGAGGGUCCAUGGCCGCUGCCAGCAAGCGUGUGUUGACCCGACUCAAAACACAUAUGUCUCACGGGUGUGCGCUGGAGCUGGUGGUUGGCAACUCACUUGUGUUAUCGACGGGGUCGACGAGGCCUAGGGAGAGCACCCGAGGGUCCAUGGCCGCUGCCAGCAAGCGUGUGUUGACCCGACUCAAAACAUAUAUGUCUCACGGGUGUGCGCUGGAGCUGGUGGUUGGCAACUCACUUGUGUUAUCGACGGGGUCGACGAGGCCUAGGGAGAGCACCCGAGGGUCCAUGGCCGCUGCCAGCAAGCGUGUGUUGACCCGACUCAAAACACAUAUGUCUCACGGGUGUGCGCUGGAGCUGGUGGUUGGCAACUCACUUGUGUUAUCGACGGGGUCGACGAGGCCUAGGGAGAGCACCCGAGGGUCCAUGGCCGCUGCCAGCAAGCGUGUGUUGACCCGACUCAAAACACAUAUGUCUCACGGGUGUGCGCUGGAGCUGGUGGUUGGCAACUCACUUGUGUUAUCGACGGGGUCGACGAGGCCUAGGGAGAGCACCCGAGGGUCCAUGGCCGCUGCCAGCAAGCGUGUGUUGACCCGACUCAAAACACAUAUGUCUCACGGGUGUGCGCUGGAGCUGGUGGUUGGCAACUCACUUGUGUUAUCGACGGGGUCGACGAGGCCUAGGGAGAGCACCCGAGGGUCCAUGGCCGCUGCCAGCAAGCGUGUGUUGACCCGACUCAAAACACAUAUGUCUCACGGGUGUGCGCUGGAGCUGGUGGUUGGCAACUCACUUGUGUUAUCGACGGGGUCGACGAGGCCUAGGGAGAGCACCCGAGGGUCCAUGGCCGCUGCCAGCAAGCGUGUGUUGACCCGACUCAAAACACAUAUGUCUCACGGGUGUGCGCUGGAGCUGGUGGUUGGCAACUCACUUGUGUUAUCGACGGGGUCGACGAGGCCUAGGGAGAGCACCCGAGGGUCCAUGGCCGCUGCCAGCAAGCGUGUGUUGACCCGACUCAAAACACAUAUGUCUCACGGGUGUGCGCUGGAGCUGGUGGUUGGCAGCUCACUUGUGUUAUCGACGGGGUCGACGAGGCCUAGGGAGAGCACCCGAGGGUCCAUGGCCGCUGCCAGCAAGCGUGUGUUGACCCGACUCAAAACACAUAUGUCUCACGGGUGUGCGCUGGAGCUGGUGGUUGGCAACUCACUUGUGUUAUCGACGGGGUCGAGAGGCCUAGGGAGAGCACCCGAGGCUGGUGGUUGGCAACUCACUUGUGUUAUCGACGGGGUCGAGAGGCCUAGGGAGAGCACCCGAUGGUCCAUGGCCGCUGCCAGCAAGCGUGUGUUGACCCGACUCAAAACACAUAUGUCUCACGGGUGUGCGCUGGAGCUGGUGGUUGGCAGCUCACUUGUGUUAUCGACGGGGUCGACGAGGCCUAGGGAGAGCACCCGAGGGUCCAUGGCCGCUGCCAGCAAGCGUGUGUUGACCCGACUCAAAACACAUAUGUCUCACGGGUGUGCGCUGGAGCUGGUGGUUGGCAACUCACUUGUGUUAUCGACGGGGUCGACGAGGCCUAGGGAGAGCACCCGAGGGUCCAUGGCCGCUGCCAGCAAGCGUGUGUUGACCCGACUCAAAACACAUAUGUCUCACGGGUGUGCGCUGGAGCUGGUGGUUGGCAGCUCACUUGUGUUAUCGACGGGGUCGACGAGGCCUAGGGAGAGCACCCGAGGGUCCAUGGCCGCUGCCAGCAAGCGUGUGUUGACCCGACUCAAAACACAUAUGUCUCACGGGUGUGCGCUGGAGCUGGUGGUUGGCAACUCACUUGUGUUAUCGACGGGGUCGACGAGGCCUAGGGAGAGCACCCGAGGGUCCAUGGCCGCUGCCAGCAAGCGUGUGUUGACCCGACUCAAAACACAUAUGUCUCACGGGUGUGCGCUGGAGCUGGUGGUUGGCAGCUCACUUGUGUUAUCGACGGGGUCGACGAGGCCUAGGGAGAGCACCCGAGGGUCCAUGGCCGCUGCCAGCAAGCGUGUGUUGACCCGACUCAAAACACAUAUGUCUCACGGGUGUGCGCUGGAGCUGGUGGUUGGCAGCUCACUUGUGUUAUCGACGGGGUCGACGAGGCCUAGGGAGAGCACCCGAGGGUCCAUGGCCGCUGCCAGCAAGCGUGUGUUGACCCGACUCAAAACACAUAUGUCUCACGGGUGUGCGCUGGAGCUGGUGGUUGGCAGCUCACUUGUGUUAUCGACGGGGUCGACGAGGCCUAGGGAGAGCACCCGAGGGUCCAUGGCCGCUGCCAGCAAGCGUGUGUUGACCCGACUCAAAACACAUAUGUCUCACGGGUGUGCGCUGGAGCUGGUGGUUGGCAACUCACUUGUGUUAUCGACGGGGUCGACGAGGCCUAGGGAGAGCACCCGAGGGUCCAUGGCCGCUGCCAGCAAGCGUGUGUUGACCCGACUCAAAACACAUAUGUCUCACGGGUGUGCGCUGGAGCUGGUGGUUCGCAACUCACUUGUGUUAUCGACGGGGUCGACGAGGCCUAGGGAGAGCACCCGAGGGUCCAUGGCCGCUGCCAGCAAGCGUGUGUUGACCCGACUCAAAACACAUAUGUCUCACGGGUGUGCGCUGGAGCUGGUGGUUGGCAACUCACUUGUGUUAUCGACGGGGUCGACGAGGCCUAGGGAGAGCACCCGAGGGUCCAUGGCCGCUGCCAGCAAGCGUGUGUUGACCCGACUCAAAACACAUAUGUCUCACGGGUGUGCGCUGGAGCUGGUGGUUGGCAACUCACUUGUGUUAUCGACGGGGUCGACGAGGCCUAGGGAGAGCACCCGAGGGUCCAUGGCCGCUGCCAGCAAGCGUGUGUUGACCCGACUCAAAACACAUAUGUCUCACGGGUGUGCGCUGGAGCUGGUGGUUGGCAACUCACUUGUGUUAUCGACGGGGUCGACGAGGCCUAGGGAGAGCACCCGAGGGUCCAUGGCCGCUGCCAGCAAGCGUGUGUUGACCCGACUCAAAACACAUAUGUCUCACGGGUGUGCGCUGGAGCUGGUGGUUGGCAACUCACUUGUGUUAUCGACGGGGUCGACGAGGCCUAGGGAGAGCACCCGAGGGUCCAUGGCCGCUGCCAGCAAGCGUGUGUUGACCCGACUCAAAACACAUAUGUCUCACGGGUGUGCGCUGGAGCUGGUGGUUGGCAACUCACUUGUGUUAUCGACGGGGUCGACGAGGCCUAGGGAGAGCACCCGAGGGUCCAUGGCCGCUGCCAGCAAGCGUGUGUUGACCCGACUCAAAACACAUAUGUCUCACGGGUGUGCGCUGGAGCUGGUGGUUGGCAACUCACUUGUGUUAUCGACGGGGUCGACGAGGCCUAGGGAGAGCACCCGAGGGUCCAUGGCCGCUGCCAGCAAGCGUGUGUUGACCCGACUCAAAACACAUAUGUCUCACGGGUGUGCGCUGGAGCUGGUGGUUGGCAACUCACUUGUGUUAUCGACGGGGUCGACGAGGCCUAGGGAGAGCACCCGAGGGUCCAUGGCCGCUGCCAGCAAGCGUGUGUUGACCCGACUCAAAACACAUAUGUCUCACGGGUGUGCGCUGGAGCUGGUGGUUGGCAACUCACUUGUGUUAUCGACGGGGUCGACGAGGCCUAGGGAGAGCACCCGAGGGUCCAUGGCCGCUGCCAGCAAGCGUGUGUUGACCCGACUCAAAACACAUAUGUCUCACGGGUGUGCGCUGGAGCUGGUGGUUGGCAACUCACUUGUGUUAUCGACGGGGUCGACGAGGCCUAGGGAGAGCACCCGAGGGUCCAUGGCCGCUGCCAGCAAGCGUGUGUUGACCCGACUCAAAACACAUAUGUCUCACGGGUGUGCGCUGGAGCUGGUGGUUGGCAACUCACUUGUGUUAUCGACGGGGUCGACGAGGCCUAGGGAGAGCACCCGAGGGUCCAUGGCCGCUGCCAGCAAGCGUGUGUUGACCCGACUCAAAACACAUAUGUCUCACGGGUGUGCGCUGGAGCUGGUGGUUGGCAACUCACUUGUGUUAUCGACGGGGUCGACGAGGCCUAGGGAGAGCACCCGAGGGUCCAUGGCCGCUGCCAGCAAGCGUGUGUUGACCCGACUCAAAACACAUAUGUCUCACGGGUGUGCGCUGGAGCUGGUGGUUGGCAACUCACUUGUGUUAUCGACGGGGUCGACGAGGCCUAGGGAGAGCACCCGAGGGUCCAUGGCCGCUGCCAGCAAGCGUGUGUUGACCCGACUCAAAACACAUAUGUCUCACGGGUGUGCGCUGGAGCUGGUGGUUGGCAGCUCACUUGUGUUAUCGACGGGGUCGACGAGGCCUAGGGAGAGCACCCGAGGGUCCAUGGCCGCUGCCAGCAAGCGUGUGUUGACCCGACUCAAAACACAUAUGUCUCACGGGUGUGCGCUGGAGCUGGUGGUUGGCAACUCACUUGUGUUAUCGACGGGGUCGACGAGGCCUAGGGAGAGCACCCGAGGGUCCAUGGCCGCUGCCAGCAAGCGUGUGUUGACCCGACUCAAAACACAUAUGUCUCACGGGUGUGCGCUGGAGCUGGUGGUUGGCAACUCACUUGUGUUAUCGACGGGGUCGACGAGGCCUAGGGAGAGCACCCGAGGGUCCAUGGCCGCUGCCAGCAAGCGUGUGUUGACCCGACUCAAAACACAUAUGUCUCACGGGUGUGCGCUGGAGCUGGUGGUUGGCAGCUCACUUGUGUUAUCGACGGGGUCGACGAGGCCUAGGGAGAGCACCCGAGGGUCCAUGGCCGCUGCCAGCAAGCGUGUGUUGACCCGACUCAAAACACAUAUGUCUCAUGGGUGUGCGCUGGAGCUGGUGGUUGGCAACUCACUUGUGUUAUCGACGGGGUCGACGAGGCCUAGGGAGAGCACCCAAGGGUCCAUGGCCGCUGCCAGCAAGCGUGUGUUGACCCGACUCAAAACACAUAUGUCUCACGGGUGUGCGCUGGAGCUGGUGGUUGGCAACUCACUUGUGUUAUCGACGGGGUCGACGAGGCCUAGGGAGAGCACCCGAGGGUCCAUGGCCGCUGCCAGCAAGCGUGUGUUGACCCGACUCAAAACACAUAUGUCUCACGGGUGUGCGCUGGAGCUGGUGGUUGGCAACUCACUUGUGUUAUCGACGGGGUCGAGAGGCCUAGGGAGAGCACCCGAUGGUCCAUGGCCGCUGCCAGCAAGCGUGUGUUGA
Closterium sp. Naga37s-1 is the source of this 10074-nucleotide messenger RNA. Lineage: Eukaryota; Viridiplantae; Streptophyta; Zygnematophyceae; Desmidiales; Closteriaceae. The record is from the annotation of a GenBank genome assembly.